This is a messenger RNA of Brassicogethes aeneus, 471 nucleotides long. The record is from the annotation of a GenBank genome assembly. NCBI's taxonomy places the organism in Eukaryota, Metazoa, Arthropoda, Insecta, Coleoptera, Nitidulidae.
AUGACAGAUCAACGCGCAGAGUGGGGAGAAAGUACCAGUGACGAAGAAGAAGUAUUUGCAACCCAUAAUCAUUUAGCUGCCGUAAGUAGUAGUCAGAAGCCCUCAGGUACCAUUGAUGAAGAUGAAUUCGUCCGUGAAACUCAUCAAUAUUUAAGUGCCAGUGUUAGUCCAGAGCUUUCAGAUACCAGUACUACUGAAGAUAACUAUGAAGAUGAUACAGACGCCAGCUCUGAAGAGGCCGAGAAAGGGACUGAAUCAGAAGAAAGCAUGAACAAUAAUAAUAUAAACAGCGGAAGAAAACGAAAGAUAAAAUUAGAUAAAGACGAAUGGAUAAGAAACAAAAAUAAAAGGCUAAGAAUGCAAGGCAAGGCUUAUUUAGGAUUUAAGAAAAAGAAUGGAGAAAAGAUCAAGCAAAAUCAACCAAGAAAAGCAAGAUCGUUGAAGGAGACUUGUAAUUCAAGCAAAAUCUAA